CAAUGAAUAGACGAUGUUCAGUGUACAAUUUGAUUGGUCAGAGUUUAUUGUUUACCUGUACAUAGAAGAAUUGGACUUUAACUGCUGCUCUGAUUGACCAGAAACCUCCCACGAAGGGACUUAAUGAGGCCUUUAUUAAAGCCGUUACACACCGUUUGAGAGAACUGGCAGAGAAGUGACAGAACUAGCACAAGAGCAAAUGUUGAUGGAAAGCUCUCCAGAAAACUACACAAAAUUUGUCUGGAUGUAAUUCUGUCUUGUCAUUCAAGGAGAGAGUUUAUAUUGAAGAAUAUCUUGUAGUACAUGGUUGUACUUUGAGUCUGGCUCAAUAGAUAGACAUGAUUGAUGAGUAAUUUACCUAAGGAAUGUUGGAUGUUGUAUGGUUUUCCUCACAAUUCUCUUGGACAUUGUACCGCAUCAACAGGAAGUACAAUUAAAUUGUACCAGCAAACAUAGCCAUACAUAUUGAAAUGUGACACCUGUAAUUGACAACAAAUUCAAGCGAAAUUGAAUACCUGUAAUCUAUAUCCUGUUCAUUGUAAUUCUUCUUUAUGAUUUAAUGUGAAGCUUUAAAUCUCUUUAACAAUGUAACACAGUGUACUUUGUGUUUACCUGUGUAGGAUUAUUGAUUCGCUAAUUGCUGCAGUGUCAACAACAAUAGGUAAUUACAGGUAAAUAGCUGUGUCGUUACAGGUGAUCUCAAGUACUAUUAUACAGAUUUACCUAUUCCAAUUCAUUGAUAUUCAGUAUUCCGUGAUUUCAUUUACUAUCCUUUACAUUGUUUCUUAUUUACAAUAAGGUGUCACAUACAUUUUUAAACUUAUACGGUCUACUUCCCUUAAGCUAAUUAGAACAUUUCCAUGUGCGUGAAAGGAAAACAAUUCCAGCUUGAUAUUCAUUGAUUGCUGUUCUGUACUACAGAAAUAUUGGCGAUUACACACUCUCAGAAUAUAAGAAUUGAGAACCGAAUCUCGUACAAUAUAUAUUAUUUGCGACGAUUUUACAUGGAUGUUGAUUUCACUCUUUUUUAUUAACAUUUGCUGGACCAUCAUUGUCUUGGAUUGCCAUCAUUCUAGUGUAAUGUCAAUGGAUUAUUAGUUAAAUUCUAAAGAGAAUGACAAUUUGAUAGGCCAGAGAUAAGCUUGUGAAGAAGGUUGAUUCAGUCGGAAUCAACUGAACAUAGAUAGAUGAACCACUGUAAAAGACAUUAAUGUUAAACAAAACUAGGUCUGCUGAAUGGUUAUACCAACAUAGUGACAGAAGGAUUAAGUUUACACAGAUAUCACUGUGGUGGAACUGAAAUGUGGAAAAAUUACUGACCGUUACGUCUGAGUGAAUAAUCAAAUCCUGCUUGACCAGUGUACUAUAGAUUACUGGUCUUCAUUGUAGAUAGAUUGACGACUGGGCUGGUAGAUAUAUGUCUAUAAAUUAACUGUACUUCUGGACACCGGGAAGGAUAAAGGCUGUGAAUCUUAUGUAACCAUUUUUUUCCCUUCAGUAUUUUGAGCUGCACAAGUUUAGAGUAUUAACAGUUCUGUGGCAUUUUUGACUAUUAACAUUCCAUUCUGCUAAAUAACUUAAGUGUUGCUGAUCGAGUCUGGAAAAAAAAUGGAUUACUGUUAUUAUGAUGACAUACCUGCAGCAAGUGGUUUUCAUCGUGUGAUGAGCACCAGUGUUCUACGAAUACCAAAGCAACGCAAAUCCUUCUGGCAAAGACAUGCUGACGAUUUGAUUGUCACACCCUUCGCUCAGAUUCUGGCCAGUCUACGGAGUGUCCGCAACAACUACAUCACCCUAACAAACAUCCAAGUUUCAAGAGAAAGGACGAGAGGCAGUGCCGCCACAACCAACAGUCCACACAAUGCUCAUAAUAAAACGUCCCAAACUAACUGUCAAAACUCUACACAGAACAACAAACUGGCAGAUGAGAACUACACCAAGCUGGCCAUGGAUACCUUAGAAGAACUUGACUGGUGCCUUGACCAGCUAGAAACCAUCCAGACUCACCGGUCUGUUAGUGACAUGGCAUCCAGCAAGUUUAAGCGGAUGUUGAAUCGAGAAUUGAGCCAUUUUGCGGAAUCUAGCAAGUCAGGAAACCAAAUAGCAGAAUAUAUCUGUAGCACAUAUCUCGAUAAACAACAGGAGCUGGAUUUACCGACAUUCAAGGUAGAAGAUCAUAAAGAACAGCCAAUACGUGAGGAGAAAGAAGUAACACCAGAUUCUGAGAGAAGGCCGAUGACGAAAAUAACUGGUGUCCGCAAAUUAAAGCAUGCCAACAGCUUUACAGGAAUUGUACCAAAGUAUGGUGUGGAAACGUCGCACCAAGAGGACCUCAGUCAGUAUCUUGAAGACAUUAAUAAAUGGGGCGUUGACCUAUUCAAAAUAUCAGAAUUAUCCAACAAGCAACCUCUUACCUGUGUUACAUAUAUGAUAUUCCAGGAACGAAAUUUAAUGAAAACCUUCCAGAUCCCUAACACAACCCUAGUCACAUAUCUAAUGCAUUUGGAAGAUCAUUACCACACAGAUGUACCCUACCAUAAUUCCAUGCAUGCAGCAGAUGUUGUACAAUCCACGCAUGUUCUUCUUUCAUCACAGGCUCUAGAGAAUGUGUUCACAGAUUUAGAAGUGCUUGCAGCCAUAUUUGCAUGUGCAAUGCAUGAUGUUGAUCACCCUGGCCUGACGAACCAGUACCUUGUAAACACAAGUUCAGAGCUUGCCCUCAUGUACAACGAUGAAUCAGUACUGGAGAAUCACCAUCUGGCUGUAGCAUUCAAACUCCUACAGGAAGAAAACUGUGACAUUCUCUUUAACCUUACUGGCAAGCAGAGACAGACGCUACGUAAAAUGGUCAUUGAUAUGGUUCUAGCCACUGACAUGUCCAAACACAUGAGCCUCUUGGCCGAUCUAAAGACAAUGGUAGAAACAAAGAAAGUGGCUGGUUCUGGGGUACUUCUACUUGACAACUACUCCGACAGAAUACAGGUGUUACAGAACAUGGUUCACUGCUCUGACCUUAGUAACCCUACCAAGCCUCUCCAGAUGUACAAGAUGUGGGUGGAUCGGAUCAUGCAGGAGUUCUUCCUCCAGGGUGACCUGGAACGGGAGAAGGGCUUGGAUAUUAGCCCCAUGUGUGAUAGACAUACGGCUACAAUAGAAAAAACACAGGUGAGCUUCAUCGACUACAUAGUCCAUCCUCUGUGGGAGACUUGGGCAGACCUCGUGUUUCCAGAUGCUCAAGAAAUUCUCGACACCUUGGAAGAUAACCGCGACUGGUACAUGCGGAUGAUUCCUAUCAGUCCCUCGUCCAGCUUCUGUUCCUCACGGGAUAAAGAAGAGGAGACACGCUUCCAAUUUGACCUAGAGGAAGACAGAGAUACCCUUAGUCAAGAGUCGGACGGUGACACUCCAGUGACGAUAAAAUUCCCCAGUAGUAGUACGAACACGGGAGCUAGUGCGAAAUGACAGAAAAGUGGCUGUGUUACUGCAACAACGUUCAUCUUGUGAUAAAAAUAUCUGAUUGAUCCCACAGGUGUUGAUAGCUUGUCGGGGUAUAUCGGUUAUCCCCUCCAAUAGACUGAAAAAAUAGCAUUCAUCAUUCAUUUAGAGGAUGCAUGUUUAAUCCUCGGCUGAUGAGUUGACUCGUCGGGACUGUUUAAAACAAAACACCGAAGCUAUUUGACUAUGGCUGGAACCUCUCCCCUCUCCAAGCUUCCUUUGUCCGACCGUGAUAUCUAUCACAAAAACACGACACAUUUGUUUUGAAACAUUAUUAGAUCUCAAUGAGUUGUUAUUCUUUUAUUGUUUUUUUGAUGUAUAAAAAAACAGAAUGCUGAAACCUGAAUGAAUCUCGGUGCCAAGACAUUAUUAAAUAAAUUGUUGAUUUGACCGUGAGUCUACAACUCGACCAAGGUCAUGCUUCAUGUCCCAGCUAGUGUAUGCCAACUACUGGGAACAAAAAUACUACACUGAGGCUGUGUGCCAUUUGAUAUUAAAUUCUCCAGGGUAUUUUGUGUGGCAUGCGUGAGCGCAUCUGGAUUGAUCGUCAUUAGGUAUACGUUCCAGUCAGCUUUGUGAAGGAGUCUUAUCUGCUGGUUUUGAUUUUGCGCUACUGUUACCUCUGAAAAAAUCAUGAACGAAGCAGACAUCUUGUAACUUUUGACGCAAUUUUAGUCAUUGACAAUUGUAUUGUUUUGCGUCUUGUUCGAGGAAUGUCGGUGUGAAUGUGCUUUAUCCAAGUAACAUUUCCAUUGGUGGAGCAGGAUUUCAUCAGCACAAAUAUAUUUGCAUAUCCGAGAUAUGAUGAUAAACUCAUGGACAAAACCACAACAGGAUGGACGUGAUUAUAAUGUGGCUACCUGUUUCCAAAUCGUCAUUAGUCUGGCACUAUUGUACGAUUGUGGAUGAAAUAACUGCAUAUAUGCUUGAAGGGUUGUAAUACUGUAUGGAUGGUUGAACUUUUGUUUUGAUUGUAGCACUGAAUGCCAUAUAGAACGUUUUAAAGUCAGUGCUAACAAAUAAGUAUAUCGAGCAGAAAUCUCUUGAGUAAUUCAGGAUUUACCUGUCGAAAAAUACCUAGUACGCACGCUUACAAAGUGAACAUCAUUUCAUCGGAAUUUCAUUUCAUGGCUUUGUUCGACAUGUGAUAACAGAAGUGGAGACUGAUUUUCAAGAAAACGAAAAAGAAAAAUAGUGAAAAAAUACUCAUUACUGACUAUUUCUUGGUGAUGAGUCAUCUGGUCGCCAUGAUUUGAUAUUUAUCUUGAAUAUCCCUCCACAGUAUGUAGGCUCAUAUAGACUUUAUUGGUUGAAUCAAUGUACAUGUAUUGUUAUUUUCUACACUUCAUGGUAGAAAGUAGAAAUGUUUCCUAUACAUCCAAUUUGUUCCUUGUAGAUUUUUUUCUUCCAAGUUUACAAGAUCUACAUUUAUGUACUAUUAACUUACAUUGGUUCAUGACUAAAUCUUGUUUCAGCAUUCUUUGAAUGUUGAAAUAUUUUACGACAUUAUUAUGAAAUUUGUUAAAAUUUUCAUGAUGAUUGGCAAAGCUGUGCUUUUUGUGAUUUUGUAGAGCUCUGUGAUUUUACAGCCUUUUUUUCCCUGAUCCCCCAAUUUAUCGGUAGGAAAUCAGGUAUGUGCUUUUGGACUUAAGGGUUGAAAGGGCUAGAACAAACUAAGUCAAUUUACAUGGAAACCUGUCUUUGUCUGUGAAUACCCUAAUCAUCAUUGAAUCCGUGUCAUGAAAGCUCUUUAAGAUUUGUAACAUUGUUUUUCAUAUAUACUUGGGAAUUAAUUUUCAUUAAAGACAUUGAAAACAUAUGUAGUGAUUUGAAAUUCACCAUUUCAGAUAAAAGUAUUUAUAUGACCUAUCACAAUUCAAAUUCAUUGUUGUUGGUUGAAAACAUUUGACAUGAAAAAAGGCCUUUAUUUCUCUUUGAAGUAUUUGGAAAGGCAACUCAUUCACUCCUUUAAAAUCUUUUCUUUCUUUUAGGUCAGUCUUUUUUAAUAUAGUAAAUUCUAGUGACUUAUGGAGAAAACCAGCAUUGUUUUCAGUAUAUCUGUACAGGUAAUUUUACACAGUAAAAUUCUCGUUUCUCUGUGUACAUAAUUUAUGCGUAAUAAAUUCUAUAUUUUAAACAAGUAAUAAAGUAAUAUUAUGGUAAAAAUGUCCCAUUUCUGUCUGAAUCUUUUAAAUUGUUUUGCAUUUUCCUUAAAGGACAUUGGAGAUAUUCUGGCAAUAUGAUUUUUUAAUUGUAGAUAUAACAAUGUGAAGACAUUUUUGAUUUGGUGUAUGAGCAGGGGGACAGGUUUGCCUGUAAAUUACUUCCAAGUUGACUGUUAUAUCAUUGGCUAAGUUAUUACAGAUAUUUGUUGAGAUUUUCUGGAAAUAUUAUACAUUAAGAAUUAUAUAUAUUAUUAUGAAUAAAGUGGAAUAAGUUCAAAGUAA
Ylistrum balloti is the source of this 5942-nucleotide messenger RNA. RefSeq names its product cAMP-specific 3',5'-cyclic phosphodiesterase 4C-like. Bases 1609 to 3462 code for a protein of 617 amino acids. The transcript has 14 exons. Gene Ontology annotation, biological process: signal transduction. Lineage: Eukaryota; Metazoa; Mollusca; Bivalvia; Pectinida; Pectinidae. Gene Ontology annotation, molecular function: 3',5'-cyclic-AMP phosphodiesterase activity. Gene Ontology annotation, cellular component: perinuclear region of cytoplasm; nucleus; cytosol. The record is from RefSeq and is a predicted model, not a curated record.